GGAAAUAAACAAUAAGCUCACAUGUAUAGUCAACAUGGCUGUAGACAGAGAAGUAUAAAAAUUUGUUCGUUGUAAACCAAGCUAAUUUAACAAAAAAUAUCUUCCACUUUAUAUUUUUAUCGUCUGUAAGUGUCAGUGUAAAAAACACCAUUUUCUUGCUCUGACGAAAAACACAGCUGUGGUGUCAAAAUGAGCAAUAUUUACAUUCAAGAGCCUCCAACAAAUGGAAAGGUCCUGUUGAAGACCUCAGCAGGUGAUAUUGACAUUGAGUUGUGGUCCAAGGAAGCUCCUAAAGCAUGCAGGAACUUUGUGCAACUGAGCAUGGAAGGUUACUAUGAUGGCACAAUAUUCCACAGAGUGGUGCAUGACUUCAUUAUUCAAGGUGGAGAUCCCACUGGAACAGGGACGGGUGGAGAGUCCAUCUAUGGCCGGACAUUCAAGGAUGAAUUUCACUCCAGAUUGCGCUUCAAUCGAAGAGGUUUGGUUGCCAUGGCGAAUGCUGGGCCACACGACAAUGGCAGUCAGUUUUUCUUCACCUUGGCACGUGCAGAUGAGCUAAACAAUAAACACACCAUAUUCGGCAAGGUCACAGGAGACACAGUUUAUAACAUGCUCAGAUUAGCAGAAGUUGAAUGUGACAAUGAUGAAAGACCUCUGAAUCCCCACAAAAUAAAAACAGCUGAGGUGCUUCAUUCUCCUUUUGAUGACAUAAUACCUCGUGAAACAAAGAGAGCCAAAAAGGAAAAAGACAAAGAGGAGGGAAAGAAAUCACAGUCAAAAGCUACAAAGAACUUCAGUCUGUUGUCGUUUGGAGAGGAAGCUGAGGAGGAAGAGGAGAUGGUGAAUCAAGUCAGCCAGACUUUCAAGGGAAAAAGCAAAAGCAGCCACGACCUUCUGAAAGAUGAUCCGAGGCUGAGCUCUGUCCCAGCAGUUAAUAAGAAGAAAAAGAAAGGGACACCUGGAGAUGCAGCCGAGGCGGACGAUGAUGAGGCCGAUGAUGAUGUUGAAGAUGAUGCGGAUGAAGAAUACGACUCGGAUGAGAGAGAGCGGAUGAGGGAGCUCGUCAGUCAAAAGCUGAAGAAAGAAAAGGGCGCAGAGAAAGCGACGGAGCCCAGUGAGGAAGAGCGAGGGAAGAAGAGCAGCCGCAGUGAUGAAUUACGGAAAGAGGCACGCCAGUUAAAGAAGGAGCUGCAGGCCAUAAAGCAAAGGAAAGAAGAAAGUUUAAAACCUGCAGUGGAUGAAGUCAAGGACGUGGAUAAAAAGCCAACCAACGAGGCGGUGGCUGAGUACCUGGAGGGAAGAAAGAAGUACGAAGAGCAAAGGAAACAAAAACUGAAGAAAGGCUCAAACAGAGAAGCGCAGACUCUGGCCCUUCUCAAUCAGUUCAAGUCCAAGCUGUCGUCCGCCAUCACUGAGGCUCCAGAGGACGACGUGGAGGAGCUGGCAGAAGACGACGACAAAGGAUGGAUGGGCCAUGUUCUGCAGUUUGAUGAGCAAACCAGAAAAGUCAAGGAUGCCAACAUGCAGGACGAGGACACGUUUGAGAUCUACGACCCGCGCAACCCUGUCAAUAAACGGAGGAGAGAGGAGAGCAAGAAGAUCAUGAAGGAGAAGAAGGCCAAAAGGUGAGGUCGCGAGGUCGGAGGUCAGGUCCCGCCCAAGCCACGUGAUUGAAGAACUGGUCAUACAGCAUCCUGCCUGUCCGCUUUUCCACCACUUCAAAAACCUCCAGCUUUUGUUGAACAGUCUCCUGGCUCGAACAUCUGGAUUGAGGAAACUGACCUGAGCGCAUACCAUCCCUGUAAUCUGUGAUGGAAAGGCUUCUUCCCUUGGAACAGCUGCACCCAGACAGCGCUCAGUUACUCAUCAGGAUUAAGACUGUGGUUGCUGUAAUGGUUAAGGUCGUGAUUUGAUUCUGUGUAAUGCUGUUAACGUUUUUAUGGCAGUUUAGCUUUUUGUUUUUGUUGUCUAGUGUUAAAUGUGAGCAUCAGACAGAAAAAUAAAUUACAUUUAUUAACAAGAUAUAAUGAUUUGACUCUGUUCUCUAUUUUUAUUUUAAAUAAUUGAACGCUGAGUGGCCACUUUAUUAGGUACACCUGUACAAUCUAAUGCAAUCCAGUGCAACAGCCAUAAUUUAACGAUCUUCACAAAGCUCGUAAUGUUCAGUUUUUGUGUAAAUGUUAAAAUUGAAUUAUAAGUUUAUUACUGAGGUUAUAGUUAAAGGGGAUGAUGUAGUGGAGAGGUGUUUCUAAUGUUCUGUCCUUCCCAUUGACAGUUAUGCCAGUUGCAGCCUUCUGAGCCAGAAGACCUGAGCUGUGUCCACUCACUCAUAUUCUACAUGUUUAACAAUAGUUUUCCCUGUAGUGAGCAGUAGAUUUAAAAGGUUUCUGACACUUAUGAAUAAUCAUUUUGCACCAUGAAUGACAGAAUUAUUUUAGUUUGUAAUAAACAAUGAAUAACUUACAAGUACGCAGCCCACAUGGACUUAUGAGACAGCAAAAAUACAGUUGCCAUGGUGAUACAUUUAUCAGACAAAAACAUGACUUCUUAUAUAAAACACUGGAAUGCAAACAAUAAACUUUGUCUCCUGCCUCAGACUUUUUUGUGGCAGAUGAGAUUAUUGAACUUAAAACAAAUCAUUAUAUAACGAGCAAUUAAAAAAAAUGAACUGGACUUGCCCACGUCAGAUGAGAAAAGACUUUCUUCAUCAGUGUCAAACACCUGUGAUUUCACAUCUGUGUGAAAGUGAAAGUGUCGCAUGUUGAUGGAUAAGACAUAUAUCAUAUAACCAACCCCUCCCUGCAUCCACUGUCUGUAUUUCUCUACUGUUACUAUCUACAUGAAGACAAUAUGCUAAAAAUAAACAACAACUUUGGACACUCAAAUAAAAUGGUGGAAAUGAAUUGCACAAGAUGUGUCUGCUGUAUUGACCUUUCCUACCUUUUAUAGCUCAGGUGCUCAUAAUAUUGGUUCUUUCGUUAACCUGGUGAGAAGCAGCG
Molecule: messenger RNA, 2999 nt
Organism: Seriola dumerili (greater amberjack)
Lineage: Eukaryota; Metazoa; Chordata; Actinopteri; Carangiformes; Carangidae
Gene: cwc27
Product: CWC27 spliceosome associated protein homolog
Exons: 14
Coding region: 190-1629 (479 amino acids)
Biological process (GO): protein peptidyl-prolyl isomerization; protein folding
Cellular component (GO): catalytic step 2 spliceosome
Molecular function (GO): peptidyl-prolyl cis-trans isomerase activity
Source: RefSeq, a predicted model, not a curated record